AUGCCACCAGCGACUAAAGGUCAUCCGAUCCCGCCUCCUAGUGAAUGCAAAACGAGUAAUUCGAUUGUCAGUAGCCCAUCAAACGAUUCAAAUGUUAAACAUAUAUUAGAUGAAAUAUUUCAAUUGAACACUAUUGAUAGUAUACCAAAAUUAUUUAUUGUUUUGCCUGAUUUAGAGUAUACAUACAAUUCUAAAAAUAUUUGGAAUAAUAACUAUCGUGUAUAUUUUGUUUGUGAAUGUAAUGAACAUGUAUUAUAUUUAACUAAUCAUGAAGGAUACGUUUUACUUAAUUCUAAAAUGUUUUUUAUCACUUAUGGAUGGUAUAUUCAAAGAAUGAUCAUAUUGGCUAUUAAAUGUGAAAACUAUUUUACUAGUCCAUUAACAUUUCUAAUGUCUAAAGAAGAAUUUUCAUCACAUUCAAAAAUAAUGCAAUCUACACUGACUAUUAUAAAAAAUCAUAUAAAAUCAUUUCAAUCAUUAGAUGAUAAGGAAUUUAAGCGAUAUUUUCAUUUAUCAAACACUUACAUUGUAUCAUUCGCUAAUUUAUGUCGUAUUGUAACAAAAAAGAUACUAUCCGUCGGAGAAUUUAUUGAUAAUAAAGCGUUAAAUCGUUUUUGUAAAAUAAUCGAUGAUGGAUUUCAUUUUUAUAGACUAUUUCUUGAAAGAUGUAUUGUUGGUGAAACAUUCUUAGUUCAAUUUAUUGAUGCAUUACAAAAAUCAAAUAUGAAAUAUUUAGAUUUAGAAAUUAAUAUGACUAAAGAUUGUUUUAAAAUGAUAAUGAAAAUAUUGAAUACUAUAAGAACAAUAAUUUAUAUUAAUCUAAAUUAUUGUGAUAUAUAUCAGAUAGAUGGAUCAAUGAUUAUAAAUUCAUUAAAAGAAAAUCAAUUAUUGCGUGUUCUUGAUAUUAGCAAGAACAAAAUAGGUGAUGCAGGUGCUCUAGCUCUUGCAGAAUUAUUAAAUAUAUUAAAUAGUUUAAUGGAAGUUAAUAUGAAUGGAAAUGAAAUAACAUCAAAAGCUGGAAGUGAAAUUGGAAAAAUAUUAAAAACAAAUAGAACAUUAAUCAAUAUUGAUCUUAGUUAUAAUAAAAUUGAUAAUGAUGGUAUUUUAAUUUUUGCUGAUUUAUUAAAAAUAACUACAAUAUUGAAAAUUUUUAAUUUAAGUCAUAAUUGUUUUACAGAUAAAAGUGCUAUUGCUCUUAUUGAUGCAUUAAAAGAGAAUAAUAGUAUAAUUUAUCUUGAUAUAAACAUCAAUGAUAUAACCGAUGAUGUGGUCUUGGUGGAAAAUAUCGAAAGGAAAAAUGUCGAAAAGGAAAAUGUCGAUAAAAAAAGAGCAAAACGUCGAAGAGGAAAAUGUAGAAGAGCAAAAUGUCGGAGCAAAAUGCCGAACUUCGGCAUUUUGCUCUUCUACAUUUUCCAUUCCAUUUUGGCGCUAGAAACAGAACAGAUUUUGCUUCUUUUCUAUUGUUCUAACCGCCUGUUCUUCGUCGAUACUAGCUUCUCUACUGUGAAUUUGCAGACAAACAGAAAUCUUGAAAUGUAUCUUGAGAAGAAAUUGAGAAACAAAAAAAUUGCGCUAAAAAUUUAUUUCUAAAAAAAUAAGAUAACUUUGAAGUCGGAGAGUCAGCUAAGAAACGUAUAAUUUAAAAGUAUCUUUUUGUUAAGAUAUUUUGGUUAUUUUUGUGACAAACUGUAAAAGUAAACGUACUUCAUAAAACAAAUCUUUGCUUUUGCCUCAAUCUUGAUUUGAGACAGAAUUUUGAUUAUUAGUUAAAAAUGAAGGCAACAAAUGACUAACUUUGAAAAGGUUAGCCGUUUAUGACAGAAGUUUUAUUGUAUUUGUGGAUAGAUUCGUCGUCUUCUAGAUCGAUAUACUUUUAUACUAAGUACAGUGAUCCAUUGAGAAAUGUCCACUAAACCACCAUAAGGUCCAAAAAUAUUCUUUUUCUAUUUUUUCUGAUAAUAAUUUUCAGUCACAUUCGCCUGUUAUUAAAGUCUGUCUCAAAAAAGAGCGAGCGGCUACCCAAUAGUUAAGUAGACUUCACAAGCUACUCUGUUAACAAAGAGCAGCUUGAUUUGCUUUUGCUUUUUUCUAUCAAUCGGACAUCAUGAACAUCCCAUAUUAUCUGUAUGCCGAUUUUGUGUACACAUGAAUAUUUUUUAGGCAUGAGUUUGUAAAACAAAAAUGUAGAGCAGCAUUUUUGCGUAAUGUAAAACGGGAGUUGAUGAUAGUCAAUCCUUUAAUUUAUUUUACUCCUAUUACACUAUGAAAUAGAGCAGAUUGAUUCAUGUACUUUUAUUUAUCGUUGGAUUUUUCGAUAGAAUAACGAAUGCAUAGACAUUCAAUUCUUCUAAGACGCUGAAAUCAAUAUUGUUAUUAAUUACUCCGUAGGAUAUGAAUUGGAUUAAACAGUUUUCGGCAGAUGUAGACGCCUCUGCUCUUCUUGUGUUUCGCCGUUUUGUUAUAUCCUUUCGUGUUCAACAGUAUGUUUUGAUUUGUAUCCUUGAUUGAAAACCGUUUUUUUUCCUAUUUUUCCGUUUCUCCUCAUAAUCUACAGGGAAGAACAUUAAAUUAGCUUUCCAACAACAGAAAGAAACAAGUUUCAUGUAACUUGCAUUUCUAUACUUCGCUAGUUUUACAUUUGAGAGCAGAGAGGCUCAUCUUGUGCAGCCACUGGGAUACUU
Messenger RNA from Didymodactylos carnosus, 2681 nucleotides. The record is from the annotation of a GenBank genome assembly. Lineage: Eukaryota; Metazoa; Rotifera; Eurotatoria; Philodinida; Philodinidae.